AUGAAUACAACUGAAUUCAGUCAGUUAAAUGAUUAUCAUGACUUAGCAAAAUGUUUAAAAUCAGAAGUUAAAAAGAUUGAUAUCAAAACAUCUUCAGAUGAAAAGAAUAUGAAUUUAUUCAGUUUACAAAGAUUUUUGAAAGAAUUUAUAAAUAAAAAUUUGAAUCAUUUAAUUAUGUGA
Messenger RNA from Hepatospora eriocheir, 180 nucleotides. The record is from the annotation of a GenBank genome assembly. NCBI's taxonomy places the organism in Eukaryota, Fungi, Microsporidia, Hepatosporidae.